Molecule: messenger RNA, 966 nt
Organism: Paramisgurnus dabryanus
Lineage: Eukaryota; Metazoa; Chordata; Actinopteri; Cypriniformes; Cobitidae
Gene: tmie
Product: transmembrane inner ear
Biological process (GO): sensory perception of sound; inner ear morphogenesis
Source: RefSeq, a predicted model, not a curated record
UAAUUAAUGGCCUCUAUCCGAGAGCCUCGCUCUGAAGCGGAGAGUGCAGUGUGUCCGUGGAGAGGUAAAAGCCUGGCAGUAUUUUGGACAGGAAGAAAACAGAAUGGCUUUAAUGUAGGGGAGGCGGUGGCCGUUUCGCUUAGAGCGACUAUCAAUCACCUGGACUAUUGUGGUCCUGCGCAGUUUUCCAGCAGAAAGGAGAGAAAGGCGGAGGGAUGAGACGGGGAAGAAGAAGAGGAAAGAUGGCGACCGAGGGGCCUACGCACCCACCACCAACCCUAGUCCCGUUGCUCAUGAGCGUGGUGGCCGUCCUCAUCUCUCACCACAUCUUCAAUGCCGCCGCCCAGAUCCCAGACCCCGAGCUCCUGCCGACAGAGCCGCCGAAAAAGCCGGAUCCGGUCACCUCAGAAACUGUGGUGUUUUGGGGUUUGCGAUUAUGGCAGGUCGUAGGCAUUUUCUCCAUGUUCAUCCUAGCGAUUAUAAUUACACUGUGCUGCAUCUUCAAAUGCCGAAUUCCCCGAACAAAAAAAGAGAUAGAGGCUCGACAUGCACAAAGACUGGCAGCGAAAACAUACGCCAACACACUGGAGACAGUGCCGCCCCUCAAUGAGCUCACAGAGGUGCCAGGAGCGGCUAAGGUUGAGCAGAAGGAGGAGGUCCCGACCGUGGCAGGAAAGGUUGAUGCAGAGAAGGGUACAAAGAAGAAGGACAAAGAGGGCAAAAAAGAAGGCAAGGGUGCGAAAGAGGGGAAAGAAGAGAAGGUGGAGGAGAAAAGUGAAGCCACAAAGAAGAAGGGAGAAAAAGGAGAAAAGGGAGCAUCAAAGAAAGAAGCAUCAGAUGGAGGGAAAGGUAAAAAAGGGGGCGGAGACGAAAAAGACGGGAAAGCAGGUGGAGCCAAGGGCAGUGCCAAAAAACCUGCAAAAAAGUGAACAUUUAGUCACCUUAGAGGAAUAGUUCACCCUAAUA